This is a messenger RNA of Nicotiana tabacum (common tobacco), 2016 nucleotides long. Its product is annotated as vignain-like. Gene Ontology annotation, molecular function: cysteine-type peptidase activity. NCBI's taxonomy places the organism in Eukaryota, Viridiplantae, Streptophyta, Magnoliopsida, Solanales, Solanaceae. The record is from RefSeq and is a predicted model, not a curated record. Gene Ontology annotation, biological process: proteolysis.
UGUUCCUUUACUGGCAAUUGUAACUAUAAUUACAAGGUCUUCUUUUGGUAUUUCUACAACCAGGCACUUUAAUCACUAGUUACCCCCAGCUCUCUCCCCCCUAAAAACAAUCCCAAUCAAAUUACUCCUUAUCCAAGUGAGAGAGUUGCAUAGCCAGAUGCCAUGUAAAACAUUUACGUGCACUCAGUGUUUACAUGGAACUGAGUAUUCAUAUAACCGACUCUAAUUAGUUUGUGAUGGAGGCAUCGUUAAUUAAACCGUGAUCUUACACUUAAUCGAAGGAAAAUUCGAUCUUUAAACAAAUGACACGUCUUGGCAUUUUGAAAAUCUCAUGGGGCAUCCUUAAUAUAGCAGAAAGUAGGAAAAAGGAUUCUUUGCAUCAUUCAGGCUUGCAAGAAAUCGUGUCCAGCAGCCAUCCAAAUAUAUGCCAGUCGUCAUUCUCUGCAAAACAAACUUAGCAAAUAUAACGUGGUGACAUUAUUAGAUAAAUCACAGCCUGAUAUCUAUGCAAGUCUCACUUUUUAGAAAAAGUAAAGGAACUUUUCCCCUUAUUAUCUGUUAAAGACUAACGAAUUUCUAACUGAUGCAAAAAUGUUAAAGGAACUUUUCCCCUUAUUAUCUGUUAAAGACUAACGAAUUUCUAACUGAUGCAAAAAUGUUAUCUAGGCUUACUCUAUAUAAAGAGCAUAUUAACAUAUGUUAUUCUCAGAUCAUAGUUCUAAUAAUCUUUUUACCCUUAUAUUGAUUUUUCAAAUUUCCCUUUCUCAGUUUUGAUAAAAAAGAUGGAGUUAGGGAAGAUUUUCUUAAUUUCUCUUUUGUUGGCUAUGGCAUUUGGGUUAGUUCAGAGCUUAGAGUUCUCCGAAAAAGACACAGCAUCUGAAGAGAGCUUAUGGCAUUUGUACCAGAGAUGGAGGAGCCAUCACACUGUUUCUCGAGACCUAAGCGAGAAACAAAAACGUUUCAAUGUAUUCAAGGCGAAUGUGAUGCACGUUCACAGGGUGAACAAGAUGGACAGGCCUUAUAAGUUGAAACUCAACGAGUUUGCUGAUAUGACCAAUCAUGAAUUCAGAAAUUUUUACAGCUCUAAGGUAAAACACUUUAGAAUGCUCCAUGGUAGCCAGCCUACUACCGGAUUUAUGCACGACAAGGCUGAUAACCUGCCACCAUCCGUCGAUUGGAGAAAGCAAGGCGCUGUCACUGGUGUAAAGAAUCAAGGCAAAUGCGGUAGUUGUUGGGCAUUUUCUGCAGUUGUUGGGGUUGAGGGAAUAAACAAAAUCAAGACUGGCCAAUUAAUUUCCCUUUCUGAACAAGAGCUUGUUGAUUGUGAAAAGGAUAAUGAAGGAUGCAAUGGAGGACUAAUGGAAAAUGCCUAUGAAUUCAUCAAGAAAAAUGGAGGAAUAACAACUGAGGGGAUCUAUCCUUACAGAGCAAGAGACAGUCGCUGUGAUUCUUCAAAGAUGAAUUCCCCGGUGGUUAAUAUCGAUGGACACGAAAUGGUACCUACAAACGACGAGGAUGCUUUGAUGAAAGCUGUUGCCAACCAACCAGUAUCUGUUGCUAUUGAUGCUAGUGGUUCCGAUCUGCAGUUUUACUCUGAGGGAGUGUUCAAUGGAAAUUGUGGCACAGAACUAGACCAUGGUGUAGCAGUUGUGGGCUAUGGAGCAACUCAUGAUGGAACGAAGUAUUGGAUAGUGAAGAACUCAUGGGGGACUGGAUGGGGAGAAGAAGGUUAUUUUAGGAUGGAACGAGGCAUCGACGUUGAAGAAGGACUCUGUGGCAUAGCCAUGGAAGCUUCAUAUCCAGUCAAGUUAUCCGCGGACAAUCCAAAACCAGCUCCCUCUAAGGAUGAACUCUAGAUAUUGGUUCAUGUAUCUCUGCUUUAGAAUAUAGCAUGCUAAAGUAUUUAGAAAGAACAUUAGGAGACAAAAAAAAGCAAGACAUAUAUGUAAUCUAUCAGUUCUUUUGUAUUGGAUUGCAUGAAUAAAAUGUUUCCUUCCAUGGGGUUGCAAUUUGUAA